GCUUUUGUGUUUCAAGAUGGCGGCUCCCUUGUGGCUGUAGAAAUAACGUGAUUUUACACACUUAUAUAAAAAAACCAUACAUUUUUAAUCAUUGACUGUGCAGCAGGAGGAAGCUAUUCGUAAACAGUGUGAGGCCGAGCAGAGCAGAGCCGUGUGAGUGAGGCGCUGCGACUGGACCCUCGACUCAUGAACAAAGUGUAGAGCACAAUCUCGGUGUGUAAAUAACAGCGAUCCUCAGUUCUUGGCCAUGGCUUCAUUUAAACCCACUAAAAUCCUGACAUACCCUAAACUGGGAGAGCGAGUGACUGAGGAGACGCUUUACUGGAAAAACUACAAGACUCCAGUGCAGAUAAAGGAAUUCGGUGCCGUCACUAAAAUCGAGUUUUCUCCUCAACCACCUCACAAUUACGUGGUGACGGCGUCCACCAGAAUCCAGGUGUACGGCGUUCACUCUCGGGAGCCACUGCGCAGUUACACUCGCUUCCGGGACACGGCGUACGGUGGGAGUUUCCGUGGAGAUGGGAAGCUGCUGGUGGCAGGAAGUGAAGAAGGGCUCAUUCGUCUGUUCGACAUUGGAGGCCGAGUUGCUCUGCGCCAGUUCACAGGGCACUCCAAGGCAGUACACGUCUCCUCGUUCCUGUCUGAUGGGUACCGUGUGUUAUCGGGUUCUGAUGAUUUGUCGUGUCGGGUUUGGGACGUUAUGACCGGAGCAGAACUCAGCUGUUACACUGAACACACGGAUUACGUCCGAGCUGCGACUCCCAGCAAACUCAACCCCGACAUCUUCAUCACCGGUUCCUACGACCACACGGUGAAGGUGUGUGACGUUCGGUUAGGGGGCAGCAUGAUGACACUUCAGCAUGGUCAUCCUGUCGAGUGUGUGCUGCUUUACCCAUCCGAGGCUCUACUGGUGUCCACAGGAGGACGGUAUGUGAAAGUGUGGGAUUUAUUAAAAGGAGGUCAGCCACUUGUCUCUCUGAAGAAUCACCACAAAACCAUCACGUGUGCGUGUCUGAGCACCACUGACAACCGACUGCUCACAGCCUCGCUCGACAGACAUGUGAAGGUAUAUAAUUCCUCCUACAAAGUGGUCCACAGUUUUGAUUACGCAGCGUCCAUCCUCAGUCUUGCUCUCGCUCCUGAUGAUGAGACGGUUGCGGUUGGAAUGGCCAAUGGUGUGUUGAGUGUCAGACACAGGAAACAUGGUGAAGACACACGGGAAGUGGUUGAUAGGAGGAGGCGUGGUCCGGCGUACCGGGUUUUUGUCAAGGGGAAAAACUACAUCCCUAAACAAGAUGAUUUCCUGGUGAGUAAAACGGUGAAACAGCAUCUGCAGAAACACGACAGACAGCUCAAGAGCUUCCAGGUGUCUAAAGCGCUGGACACGGCACUGGAGACGUGGAGGCGGGUCAAUAAGCCGGAAAUGACUGUCGCGGUGAUGAUUGAACUGAACCGCAGAGGAACACUGAGGAACGCUCUGGCAGGGCGAGAUGAACAGAGUUUAACCACACUGCUCAACUUCCUGCUCAAGAAUGUAACAGACUCCCGGUUCUCCAGCGUGCUGCUCAUGGUGGCAGACGUCCUGCUCGAUCUGUAUCAGCAGGUCGUCCCUCAGUCUCCUGUAGUCGAGCGUCUGCUGCAGCGUCUGAUGGAGCUUCUGGGACGUGAAGCAGAACUUCAGCAGGAGCUGCUUCAGGUUUUGGGAAUCCUCGACACACUCUUUGCCUCUCUGACCCCGAGGAAGCAGGCUACGGCCCCCAUGGGCCCACCCGCCAUACAGGGGGGCCAGCUGCAGGUUGUCUGACGUGUGUUUACUCCACAUCCAUGCCGUAGGAGGAUGGGCGGAGCUUAAACACCAGCAGCCACACAGACUUUCAUUCAGAUGAUUAUGGGUGAAGAUCACGGCGUCUCACUGACACACUCACAUUUACAGCUUGUGUUUUAUAUGUUCCUGAAGUCAAAACAACCUUGUGAAUAAACAUUGUGUUUUCUCUUAA
Molecule: messenger RNA, 1997 nt
Organism: Neoarius graeffei (lesser salmon catfish)
Lineage: Eukaryota; Metazoa; Chordata; Actinopteri; Siluriformes; Ariidae
Gene: utp15
Product: UTP15 small subunit processome component
Exons: 14
Coding region: 248-1804 (518 amino acids)
Biological process (GO): rRNA processing; positive regulation of transcription by RNA polymerase I
Cellular component (GO): nucleolus
Molecular function (GO): protein binding
Source: RefSeq, a predicted model, not a curated record